UGUGGAUCCAUUUAGAGCUUCAUUAACUCCUAGAAUGGUUGAGGCCUUAGUGUGUACUCGUGAUUGGCUAAAAGGGGAAGAAUUCCAUUUCUACAAAGAGCCUACAGAUGAAGAGCUUGAGUUCUAUAAGGAACUUGAAGAACUAGAGCAAAGUAUGCCUAAUGUAGUGCAAGUGCCACCACCUGUUCAAGGAAAUUUAACAUUACCACCCCCACCAUCACGCUCUCAAGUUCAAAGCCAACUCCCACCAAUUUCACGUGUAGGUUCAAGAGGGGCUCCAUCAAACACAAGAAAACGUGGGAGAAGUAUGGGAUCAUCUAAUCAUCCAUGACAACUUGAUGAAGGGCCAUUAUUGAGAGAAAGAUCCUCAGAACCUGACAAACUGCGAACAUGAACCAAAGGGGUGGACUAGGAUGACAAACCUCUAGUUGGUCAGUCUCUUAGCUUGAAUAAGCUGUUUUAAAUUUUAAUGUCCAGUUUGUUUGUUUUUUUCCACAAAGAAUCAUAGUUGUUGAGAGAAUGAAUUAAACUUUGAAUUCAUACAUAUUAACAAGUAGGGGAGAGCAAACCCGACCCUACCCGAUUGACCCGAUCGGAUAUAUCCGAUUUUAUUUUUUGGGUCGGAUAACCCGACCCGAAUGACCCAAACCCGAUCCGAUUUUUGCAACCCGAGAGUUAAGUGGGUAGCGGGUAGGGUUACCAAUUAUGCUACCCGACCCGCCCGAAAACCCGAACUAGGGUAGUAUAUAUACUACUUUGAAUUAUUAUGCAUGUUCAAAUAUCUCAAUUAUUGUAUGCCAAUUACCAUAUUAUGCAUAUCAAAUAUUCCAAUUGCCGUAUUUGUAAAACUAUAACUUUGAAUGUUGUAUUGUUAUGAUUUUGAAUGAUAUUUUGACCAAUUAUCAUUUUAUUUAUCAUAAUAUCAAAUAUGUCAAUCACCGUAUAUUAUUAUUUUACAUGUUCAAAUAUGUCGAUUACCGUAUUUAU
Molecule: messenger RNA, 987 nt
Organism: Cuscuta epithymum
Lineage: Eukaryota; Viridiplantae; Streptophyta; Magnoliopsida; Solanales; Convolvulaceae
Source: the annotation of a GenBank genome assembly